AUGGAAGGCAAAAAGUUCGUGACGCCGGCAAACAGGUCGAGCAGGCUGCCUUCGGCGUCGGCGCGCUCUUCAGCGAUGAAGAGAGACUCGUUAACUGCUGAACUGGAACGAGGCGAGUGGCGCCCCGAACAGGCCACUGCGAAACGGCAACAGCGAUCGCAGGCAUUCACGUCGACUAUCGCGCAGUCGUCAUUCGAGAGGCAGCUCGCGACCGCGAAGGCAGCGAAGAUAGACUUGGAGAAGCGAUUGAGGGAGAAGGACGCCAUCAUUGAAGGGCUCGAACGUGACCGGCGAUGGCUUCACGAACGGGCAGAGGAGGAGAAGCAGGCCAAGGAGCAGGAAAUGGCGGAGCACGAGGAGGCAAAGACAAAGUACGACAAAGAACUACGUGCGUUGCGUGACUCGUACCGCGACCUGCAAGAAGAACACGUCGACCUGAAAGAGCAACACGAACAACUCUCGCGAAGCACCUCUAGCACGAUCGCCUCCCAGAAGACGCGCAUCUCAACCCUGGAAAGACAAGUCGAGACCCUGGAAUCCGAGUUGCAAGAGUUCAAGCGCCUCGCCGACGAGCGGAGCCGCGAGGUCCAAGAAGCGCAGGAGCGCAUGGAGGACCUGAGCAUUGCGAACGAAAGCUUCUCGCGCGAAAACCUGGAGGAGGAGAACUGGGCGGUCGUGCGCGAGGAACUCCACCGCCAGGCGAACUACAUGCGCACGCUCGAGGCGACGAACGCAAAGCUCAAUCAGGAAGUGCACGCACUCCGCGAACGCUAUACGAGCGUCGAGGUGCUGCGGGAGGAGAAGCGGGGGAUGGAAGCGAAGCUGCGCGCGCUGGAGCCGUUGCGCGAGAAGGUUGUGAGGCUCGAGGCGGAGGUGGAAGCGGCGCGUAAGGAGAGGGAGGAUUGGGCUACGAAGAAUGCGUCGAGCUCACCCUCGCAGACCCCUGUCUCAGUAACUCAGAGCCUUUCUGCGCUGCGCAUGGAGCAUGCUCGUCUGCUGGAAGAACAUGGGGCGACGGUGGCAUUACUUCACCAGCGCGAAAAGGAACUCGCCGAUUCCGAAAGCUCACGUAAAGACCAGCGGGAGACGAUCGACAAACUCCAAUCAGAAGUUCGGGUCCUGAAAGACAUUGUGAAUCGAAAGGAGCAGAAAGUCACGCUCGCAGAGCGCGAAGUCGGCUUCCUCCAAGCGCUCCUAGCCAGCUACACCGCAGAGGACGCCGCGCAAGAGGGCGCAAAGCCCGACGAAAUCCAGACGCAGCGAAUCCAGCACCUCGAAGCCCUCCUGGCCGACUACAAAUCCCGCAUCGCCGAGCUCGAGAAGGAAAUCACAGAGGGCGGGGGGAGGCUCCAGAACGGCCCGAGCCGGAAAGAGCUCGCAGACGCCCUGCGCGCCGUGCAAGAGGAGAAACUGCAAGCGCAAAAAGCGCUCGAGGAAGCGGAAUCCGCCAACGCGCAGCUCGAAGAGAAGCACGAGCACGUCGAGCAGGCGCUGUUCGAGCUGCGCGGCGAGGUCGGCGGCGGGCGGCACGUCCCGCCGGGCACGCGCGUGCUCGCGCUGCGCGACAACCCCGCGCAGCAGUGGGCGGACACGCGGCAGGCCGUGCUCGACCGGCUCAAAGCCGAGAACGAGGCGCUCCUCGCGCGGCUGAAGGAGCUCGAGGAGCGCGGGGUCGUUUCGGGCGGGGAGGGGGAGGAGAAGAGGGAGUCGUUCGUCCCGCGCGAGAGCUGGGAGGCGGUGAGUAGGGAGAAGGAGGAGCUGCUCGCGGAGGUGCGGAAGAAGGAGAAGUUGUACAUCCGGCUCAAGGAGGUCUACACGAAGAAAACGGCCGAGUUCCGCGAAGCCCUGUCCUCCAUCCUGGGGAUCAAGCUCGCGUUCUACCCGAACGGCUCCGUGCGCGUCACCUCGCAGUACGACCUCAACGCGUCCUUUGUGUUCCAGCCCACCUCGGCCGAGAACGGGCAGGCGACGAUGCAGCUCGUCGCGCAGGGCGCGGACGUGCCUGUCGAUAUUGAGGGGAUGCUCCAGUUCUGGGUGCUCGAGCGGAAUUGCAUACCGGGCUUUCUGGCGAGCGUGACGCUGGAGUGCUAUGACCGGUGGGAGCGGGGUGGGGGGAACGCCGCUGGGGCACAGUGAGGGAGAGG
Gloeophyllum trabeum ATCC 11539 is the source of this 2144-nucleotide messenger RNA. RefSeq names its product MAD-domain-containing protein. Lineage: Eukaryota; Fungi; Basidiomycota; Agaricomycetes; Gloeophyllales; Gloeophyllaceae. Gene Ontology annotation, biological process: mitotic spindle assembly checkpoint signaling; attachment of mitotic spindle microtubules to kinetochore. The coding region runs from base 1 to 2136 and encodes 711 amino acids. The record is from RefSeq and is a predicted model, not a curated record. The transcript has 7 exons. Gene Ontology annotation, cellular component: nuclear envelope; kinetochore; mitotic spindle.